CCCCCGGUUUGAAGAGCGUUUUCGAAAAGCUCCGCUUUCGUGACGCAUUAGUGUGGAUGGAAGGCUUACCGGAGAAAUGAAGCUCCGUCUUCAAGUUCUUCCCGGGUAGCGUGCACGGGACCUUCAACAGCACACCAGAGUUUUCUUGUUUGUUUGUUUUUUGUUUUGUUUCUAAAUUACAUGUUAAUUCUAACUUACUCUCAAAUCGUUUGACAAGGCGAUUAGUCAAUGAAUGAGUGAUGAAAAUGAAGACCCUAGUGUGCCAGUACUGUAUACCAUGCAGUUUCUCUUUCAGCCCUCGUUGUGGUUUUGAAAUUGCAAACAAAAUUGUGAGAAUCAUUUCUCCGCUUUAUAAAAUAUCUGUCAGUCAUAACACCCGCUGUGACUGGUCAAUUUAGCAGGCCGUAAUCGACUGCCCGCUAAAACCGCCAUGUUAAAACCUAAAGCGAGGUAUUGGUAACUAGCUAGACAACAACGAACAAAAGAAACUACAUCCCGGUGUGAAUUAAUAAAAAAAUAGUCUUUCACUCCGAAGUUUUCAUUUAGGGCGGGUUUUUAAGUCCCGUAUUAACACUGUUUCCUUGAUUUUACACUGUAAAUCACAUUGCCCUGUUAUGACAUGCAGCUGAAGCCGAAGGCUGAGGCUGAUACGUCGACCUUGAUUAUUCAGCUGAAUAUAACAAAAACCUCAUCCAAUAAUUGUUUAAAAACAAAAGGUCGGACUAAACUGCCCACGUUCCAGUCACGAGCCUACAUAUAACUGCACGUACAUUUCUAAAUGUAUUUACUAAAUGCCACACUAAUCUCGUAUCCUUACUGAGGUUUAAAGAUCGGAGUAAACUAAUAAUAAGAAAAGAUGAAUUAAACUCAUUCAAGAUUUCGACUUUAUUCAAGAUGCUUAGUUAAAGAUUUCGGUCAAUACAAUAAUUGCUAGUCGCUGCUGAAUGAACAAAAGCUGCAACUGCAAUAACAGACGCUUUAAUUACAAAUAUUUAGAAACUUGUUCGAAGCAGAUUUUUAUAUCAAUUAUAGAAUUUUUGCAAAAACUAAACUUUGGAUGCUUAGCUACUGUAGUACAUUUGACAUAUCCACUGGAGCAUUUAUAUUAAAGAAAUUGUACUUAUGUAAAUGAAACUAUAUUUAUUAUGACUAAAGAUUGAAGCCCAGCCAGGAUGAGACAUAAUCAAAAUUACGAUAAAAACGUUCGCUGGUUAAAAAAUUUCAAAAAGAACACGAGCUUUCCGCUGUCAAUCUUAAGCCUUCGACGGAUAGAAAUGGAUGCAGAAUGAUGAAAUAUAUAUGCAAGAAAAGGCGAGAUAAAAAUAAGAAGAAGAACAAAAGCAAAGUAAAAAUGUGUAGAUUAGCUGACUAUUAUUUAAAAGAAUGCUAUACUGGUUUGGAAUCGGCUUAAAAUUAUUGUCAGCAUGCUUGGUAGCAGAGGGGUGCCAAGCCAACAAAGUUUUUCUAGGAUAGAUGAAUCUUUUUUUCACUCGUUUGUCUCACGAUGGAGUCACUUUGAGAUGUAGAUCGCGGCGUUUCGACGUUUUUACACAUCUUUAAUGAAAAAGUUUUUCCAAUGCGAAAAGAGCCUUUGUCGAUGACACAAGAGUUAUCAAAAUCUAUGCGAUGGUCGAAUGACCACGCAUGUUUCGCAAUGUUUGAUCCAUUAGCACAUGUUUUGACAUUCAUGAUAUGUUCUUUCUUUACGACUUUCAAAACACCGGCCAGUUUCGCCUACAUAACACCAAUCACGAUCGGCCCAGGAUUCCAAACCAGUAUAGUAUUUCUUUUAAACAAUAGUCCCUAAUUUACGCAUUUUUACUUUGCUUUUGUCUAUUUUUAUCUCGCGUUUUCUUUCUCAUUCUGCAUUCCAUUUUUAUCCGUCCAAGGCUGUACUUGACAGUCGAAAGCACAUGUUCCUUUUGAAAUUUUUUCAGCCAGCGAACGUUCUAAUCGUAAUUUUGAUUAUAUUAUUUUAUUACAUUUAACCUUUGUAGCGGAAUACAAUGAAAAUCCUAAGAAUACCUUAAUCUGAAGCCUUUUUCACUCUUUUGAAGAUGCUGAGUUAUUUCAUGCAGUUUCUCUGCAUUCAUUUAGUUGUUGUAAAAUAAUCAGUCGGUAGGGUUUCUGUCAAAGUAAUCACAACACUCAGGCGGGCUAAAAAAACGAAAGCAGUCACUGAUAUUAUCAGGGGAGGAUGUUGUAGCCGAGCCUCAGUCAGAUUGCAAUGUUUUGUUUCUCAACAUAUAUAUUAACCACAGGUUAGACAUAUUAACAACCUGCAAAAAUUACAAUAGGCUGAAGAUAGCCAAUCACCAACCUGUAUAGGACUACACCUGACAAAAAUGCCUCUCACUGAUCUGUGAUCAACGAUGAAAAGAAAGUAAAGUGACUUCUGCUGCGCUUGACAAAAUGACUGCUCGGUUAGCAAUGCAAGGGAAAAAAGUUUUAUUAUUCAUCCUGUUUCAAGAGAUCAUGAACGUAGCAGACUUGAACACCGUUGAGAAACCGUCGGUGACAUCGACUUCACGAUCGGCAUUUUUUGUUUCCCGUAAAAACACGCGACUCGUGGGCCAUGCUAUCAAGUGGUUUUAUUCGCCGAGUUUACUUUCGUGCGGCCAGUUAUGUUUGAGUAAAACCUGGUGCACUUCAAUAAACUUCAAGAUGUCCUCUAAGGAGGACGGCAAAGGAACUUGUGAACUGAACAAGCACAAUUGGCCCUUGAUUGACGAGUAUGGAAUAUUACAAAGUCAGCAUGGAGUGACUUUCGCAUUACUUAUCAAGGGUUGUCUUAAAGCAGGCUGUCUUGACGGAGGUUCCUGUUUAUUUGACAAGAAAAACGAGACAUUUUCCUGCGUCAAAGAACCGCAAACGGACGAUAACAGUGACAUCCAAACAGACUGCGAUAGUUCCAAGCCAUUGGGUAUGGAGGACGGUUCAAUUCCAGAUAAUAAGAUCACAGCAUCUUCCACACACAGCAACAGUGAAGUGGCUUGGGGAAGACUUCACUAUUCACAGGGAAGUUGGACUCCAAACACAGAUACCGGUUACCAAUGGCUCCAAGUAAACUUCGUACCGGAAGUGAAACUCAUAACACACAUCGCCACGCAAGGAAACGGAAAGAGCUGGUGGUGGGUAAAAGAAUAUUACGUCAUGUAUAAGAAAGGAGGGGGAGACUUUAAAGAAUACAUGGAAAAUAACCAUCGAGUGCUCUUCCCGGGCAACAAAAACAAGGAUGGUGAAGUCAAGAACAAGAUUACCAAUCCUUUUCAAGGGGAUACUGUGCGCAUAAAACCGACAGCAUUUUCUGGAAGGAUUGCUUUGAGAAUUGAACUGUACGGAUGUGAAGUCUAGUCACUACUACAUGCAUAAAGCUCAUGAAGGAAAUUAUAAAAUAGCUGAAAACCUAGCUUUACAAGAAUGCCAGCAGAUAAAUUUACUGUGAGCUUAAGUGGGAAGG
Orbicella faveolata is the source of this 3460-nucleotide messenger RNA. RefSeq lists its product as uncharacterized. Lineage: Eukaryota; Metazoa; Cnidaria; Anthozoa; Scleractinia; Merulinidae. The record is from RefSeq and is a predicted model, not a curated record.